Molecule: messenger RNA, 516 nt
Organism: Bombina bombina (fire-bellied toad)
Lineage: Eukaryota; Metazoa; Chordata; Amphibia; Anura; Bombinatoridae
Product: fucolectin-1-like
Exons: 3
Coding region: 1-516 (171 amino acids)
Source: RefSeq, a predicted model, not a curated record
AUGGAUGAAGAUGGACCUGUCUGGAAGAAGACCUUUCGUUGCCGGGAAGAAGAUGAAUCGUCGGACUUCAUCAAUGGUAAGAAUUUUGCCCCAGAAGGGAAGACAAGCCAGUGCUCCGUGUAUCACCGGCUGGGGGUAUCACAUCAUGGCAAUGAUGGCAACCGGGAAGGAGUAUACAAACUGGGAUCCUGCAUAUUAACUCGGAGUGAGCCCUCUCCCUGGUGGAGAUUAGAUUUUAAUGCUCCCAGGACAGUUGGAGCUGUGGUUAUUGUGAACAGACAAGACUGCUGCUGGCAACGCCUGAUAGGAGCUGAGGUCCGUGUUGGUGACUCCCCAGACAACAACAAUCCAGUGUGUGGUAUUGUCACAGAAGCAGAAGCUGGACUGGUCACCACAUUCUGCUGUGAUGGGAUGGUAGGUCGUUAUGUCAGCGUGGUCAUACCAGGUCGUGAAGACAUACUGAACCUGUGUGAAGUGGAGGUUUAUCCAGAGGGGAAGAUAAAGCAUUGUGCAUAG